AUGUUGAGAAACGCUCUUCGUGCCGCUUCAAAAGUUUCGGCUGUUGCUCAGAGUGCUCGCGCGCUCAGCACUACGAGCGCGGUGUUGUCGGUGAGACCGCUUGGUCCGAAGAACAAGGUGCCCGCUUUCAAGGGAACCGCGGUGGUUGAUGGCGAUUUUAAGGUGAUUUCCGAUUCGGACUACAAAGGCAAAUGGUUGGUGAUGUUCUUCUAUCCGCUCGACUUCACGUUCGUGUGCCCGACGGAGAUCAUCGCGUUCGGCGAUCGCGCGAAAGAGUUCCGCAAACUCGGCGCCGAGGUUAUCGCGUGCUCGUGCGACUCGCACUUCUCGCAUUUGGCGUGGGUGAAUCAGCCGCGCAAAGACGGCGGUCUCGGCGAAAUGGACAUUCCGAUUCUGUCCGACUUCAACAAGAAGAUCGCCGAGAGUUUCGGUGUGCUCGACGCCGAAAUCGGAUUGGCAUUCCGCGGAUUGUUCCUGAUCGAUCCGUCGGGCACCAUUCGACACACGACGUGCAAUGAUUUGCCGGUGGGACGAUCGGUGGAUGAGGUGUUGCGAGUGCUCAAGGCGUUCCAGUUUUCCGAUAAGCACGGAGAGGUUUGCCCAGCUGAUUGGCAUGAGGACUCGCCGACGAUCAAGCCGGGAGUUGCGUCGAGCAAAGAAUAUUUCAACAAAGUCAACAAAUAA
Molecule: messenger RNA, 684 nt
Organism: Caenorhabditis bovis
Lineage: Eukaryota; Metazoa; Nematoda; Chromadorea; Rhabditida; Rhabditidae
Source: the annotation of a GenBank genome assembly